CCUGCAGAGCAGCCCAAGUACAAAUUGGGGAGCCUGCCUCAGAGGAGCAGCUUUUGCCAUCCCUGUGGACUGGGCUGGAGCGCGUGGCGCUGGUUCUGUCUCUGUGGGCUGCUGUGGGGCGUUACUCGCCAACAUGACGGACCAGCAGGCGGAAGCCCGCUCCUUCCUCACUGAGGAAAUGAUUGCAGAGUUCAAAGCUGCCUUCGACAUGUUUGACGCUGAUGGCGGUGGUGACAUCAGCACCAAGGAGCUGGGCACCGUCAUGAGGAUGCUGGGCCAGACGCCCACCAAAGAGGAGUUGGACGCCAUCAUAGAGGAGGUGGAUGAGGACGGCAGCGGCACCAUCGACUUUGAGGAGUUCUUGGUCAUGAUGGUGCGCCAGAUGAAAGAGGACGCCAAGGGCAAGACGGAGGAGGAGCUGGCCGAGUGCUUCCGCAUCUUCGACAGGAACGCAGAUGGCUACCUGGACGCCGAGGAGCUGGUGGAGAUCUUCCAGGCGUCUGGCGAGUCCGUCACCGAGGAGGAGAUCCAGGAACUCAUGAGGGACGGGGACAAAAACAACGAUGGCCGGAUUGACUUUGACGAGUUCCUGAAGAUGAUGGAGGGGGUGCAGUAAAGCCCCUGGACAUUCCUGCAGGAGGCAGGCUGGGCCUCUCUUGCCACCUUGCUUCGCUGACAAGAUUCCCUGCUUCGUUUCCAGUUUGCUCCGGACUGGAGGCUCCAUUUCAGCUCUUACAAGGACUCCCUCUGCCUCAAAUCUAUUUAUAAACACCGAUACUUCAAUAAAGAGCAAUGGACUGGAAAUGA
Messenger RNA from Eublepharis macularius, 807 nucleotides. RefSeq names its product troponin C2, fast skeletal type (gene TNNC2). The coding region runs from base 134 to 616 and encodes 160 amino acids. The record is from RefSeq and is a predicted model, not a curated record. The transcript is spliced from 6 exons. Gene Ontology annotation, molecular function: calcium ion binding. Gene Ontology annotation, cellular component: myosin II complex. NCBI's taxonomy places the organism in Eukaryota, Metazoa, Chordata, Lepidosauria, Squamata, Eublepharidae.